Penicillium soppii is the source of this 402-nucleotide messenger RNA. Its product is annotated as YjgF-like protein. NCBI's taxonomy places the organism in Eukaryota, Fungi, Ascomycota, Eurotiomycetes, Eurotiales, Aspergillaceae. The record is from RefSeq and is a predicted model, not a curated record. Bases 1 to 402 code for a protein of 133 amino acids. The transcript has a single exon.
AUGUCAGACCUGCGAUACACCAACUACCCUGGCACUGAAGCCAAUUCAAAGGACUUCCAUUAUUCCCAAGCUGUCAAAAUCGGUAACACCAUCAAAACCUCCGGCCAAGGUGGCUGGGAUAUUCACGGAAAAAUCACCCCCGACAUUCAUGCGCAAGUUUCAACUGCCUUUCAAAACGUCGAAAAUGCUCUAAAGUCAGUCGACAGUCGAUUGUCAUGGCAAAAUGUGUACGCCGUCCGCAGUUACCAUACCAAUGUCACCGAAACAUUUGAUAUCGUGACCUCGAACUUCAAGCACACCCUCCCUAAUCACCGGCCUAUUUGGACUUGUGUAGAGAUUGCGAAACUGGGGAUUGAAGGCAUGGUUAUUGAAAUCGAGGUCGAGGCAUUCUAUCCGUUCUAG